CUCCAUAGUGAUUGGAAUGGUAAAACCCCUAUAAAGAGCCUUUCACAUUCUCCAAACAAGAAUCACACUAACUAACUUCUUAGUACUAAAUUUUUUUUUAUAUGGAUUUCAUCAAGGGACAUUCCCUCUUCCCUUUUUUCUUCUUGGCAUUCUUGCUUUGUAGCAAUGCUGUCCAAGCCACCCAAAACUACAAGGAUGCCCUCGCGAAAUCCAUAUUAUUUUUCCAAGGACAGAGGUCUGGAAGGGCGCCCCCGUCCCAGAAAUUUCCUUGGCGGUCUGUUUCUGGCCUCAGCGAUGGUUCCCAAGCACAUGUGGAUUUAGUUGGAGGGUACUACGAUGCAGGGGACAAUGUGAAGUUUAACCUCCCAAUGGCGUACACGACUACUAUGUUAGCAUGGAGUGCGUUAGAGAACUCGAAGCCUUUGGGCCCAGAACUAGAGAAUCUAAGGGCUGCAAUUAGGUGGGGUACUGAUUACCUUAUAAAAUGUGCUACAGCCACCCCCGGUGUGCUUUAUGUAGGUGUUGGAGACCCAAAUGUAGACCAUAAGUGUUGGGAAAGGCCAGAGGACAUGGACACGGCCCGAACAGUCUAUUCUGUUUCCAGAAAUAAACCAGGGUCUGACGUUGCUGCUGAAACAGCAGCAGCUUUGGCUGCUUCUUUCCUAGUGUUUAAAAAAGUAGAUCCCACAUACUCCAGGUUGUUGUUAAGAACAGCAAAAUCUGUUUUCCAAUUUGCUGCGCAGUAUAGGGGUUCCUAUAGCGACUCUCUUGGUUCAGCCGUCUGUCCGUUUUACUGUUCUUACUCCGGAUAUAAGGAUGAGCUAUUGUGGGGAGCUGCAUGGUUAUUAAGGGCUACAAAGAAUCCAUCCUACCGAAAUUUUAUUGAUUCAUUAGGUGCUAACGAUGCAACGGACAUAUUCAGUUGGGACAACAAAUACGCUGGUGCUCGAGUCCUUCUAUCCAGGGGGAGUUUAGUGGCAAAAGAUGUGUCAUAUGAGCCAUUCAAACAACAAGCUCAAGAUUUCAUGUGCAAAAUUCUUCCCAAUUCUCCUUAUUCCACUACACAAUAUACUAAAGGGGGUCUAAUGUUUAAACUACCAGAUAAUAACCUUCAAUAUGUGACAUCCAUAACAUUCUUGCUCACUACCUAUGCCAAAUACAUGAAAGCAACUAAAAACACCUUCAAUUGUGGCAACAUUAUGGUCACCCCAAAUACCUUAAUCAACCUUGCAAGAAAACAGGUGGACUAUAUAUUAGGAGACAACCCAAUGAAGAUGUCUUAUAUGGUAGGAUACGGGUCAAACUACCCACGAAGAAUUCAUCACAGAGGAUCUUCAUUACCAUCAAAAUCAGCUCACCCACAAUCAUUUGGCUGUGAAGGAGGUUUCCAACCAUUCUAUUAUACUUCUAACCCAAACCCGAAUAUAUUAUAUGGGGCAAUCGUUGGUGGUCCAAACAAUAACGAUUUCUUCCCUGAUGAACGAACUGAUUACAGUCACUCAGAACCUGCUACAUACGUUAAUGCGGCUUUGGUUGGACCUUUAGCAUACCUCUCUGGGAGAUAGAUAUAGAUCAAGUCCCUACAUUAUACAUUUAGAACUUGACAAUGCAUGUAUUAUAAUUAGUAUGUGUGUGUAUGUUAUAUCAAAAUCAAGUAUUGACCACCUAAAUAAGCAGGUGAAGAAUACAAGUAUUUGAUUAU
Molecule: messenger RNA, 1702 nt
Organism: Erigeron canadensis
Lineage: Eukaryota; Viridiplantae; Streptophyta; Magnoliopsida; Asterales; Asteraceae
Product: endoglucanase 9
Exons: 6
Coding region: 102-1565 (487 amino acids)
Biological process (GO): carbohydrate metabolic process
Molecular function (GO): hydrolase activity, hydrolyzing O-glycosyl compounds
Source: RefSeq, a predicted model, not a curated record